Molecule: messenger RNA, 6379 nt
Organism: Pelobates cultripes (western spadefoot toad)
Lineage: Eukaryota; Metazoa; Chordata; Amphibia; Anura; Pelobatidae
Source: the annotation of a GenBank genome assembly
CUCAUCUGUUGAUUGACAGUAUGUAUGUCCAAUGAACGAGUGGAUUUGGUCAGGAGGCGGGCUUUGGACGUUUCCUGGGGGUUUUGAGUGACAGCCUACCAGAGUGUAAGUGUAUACAUGUAUACUGAUAUAUAAAUGUAUAAAUAUUAAUAAAGGGUACCAUAGGCCUGCUAUCAGGGUGACUGCACAGAGACCCUCAGCCAGCAAAGAGCCAAGCCCCAGUUAGGGGAUCAUGCACUGUGGUGAUGGUACUGGACUGGCUGACAGUGGGACAGAGGGGAGAGCACUGAGAUCUGAUAGGCUAUCAUUCAAUGCUUUGUGCUAAUUCAUGGUAAUAUUGAUAAUAGUGCUUAGUUACACUGCAUGGAUAUUGAGAAUCUGCCUACUGAGAGUUCUACAGCAAAGUUCCAAAAGUGGAGCAAUCACCAUGGGAACCAGUGGAAUUCUACUGCUGAUUGCUCUGCUUUGAGAAGUUUACCCCAGAGAUUGCUCUGCAAACAGAACCCAUAGUGGGAUGAGUUUCGUUAUAAUGAGAAUGUCUCCUUACAAGUUACAGUAAGUUGUGUUGUGUCUUUUGCUGUGCUGUUAUUUCUCUUUUUUUUAAUGGAAUAUUUAGUAUAGUGACAUUGUCUAAAGAGUGGCAAAACUGUUAAUCCCCAGGAGCUGUGAAACUGAAAUUCCAUAUGGUGCUUUGCCAGGCUAAGACUGACAAGGUGUCAUGGGUGUUGUAUUCCAUCAAGAGCUGGGGAUCUGCCUUUUCACCACCCCAGGUGACAAUAUAAAGUAACUUAGUGUUCAUUUUUGGCGGGUGUUUUAGAACUCUGCAGUAAUGUGUAACUUUAAUGAGCCUAAGCACCAUAACCACCGUGACUCGGUAGUGGUUAUGGUGCCAGGAAUCACCUAAUAGAGUAAAACUUUUUUUUUAUGGCUUGGCACCUGGAUCCCCUGAGAGCUUGUGGCACAACCUCAGAUAAGAACUAAAAAGCGAGUUUCCCUUCUCUAUUCGAUAUAUCAGUUUUAUCAUUUUGUAGACAGAAUUGUCUGCUGCUCUCCAAUGAAUUCUAUCUAAACCGUCAAAAUUCCAACCACUAAUGCGAAUGUAGGAAAUUUCCAUUUAGUGAUAUCUGAAGAGGGGUUCAGUAUGCAGGCACCCAGUGGUAUCCAGGUAUGUGUCAAACUGUCUAACACCAGUUUAACUCUUACCUGGGUGACGGGGCCUGUGAAAUGUCCCCUAUGUGAAUUGCAUUGCAAGGGCAGGCAGUCCAUUCCCACACCAGGAAGAAGCUAUCAUCCCAUAAACAUCUGCUAUGCAGAAGUUUAUGGGAUGAGUAGUUUGACUCCAAGAGCAGUCCCACGUAUCACAUAGGACAAGUGACACUGCAAUGUAAACUAAACCAUAUCACAGGUUACACACAUGCUAUGUUAAGGUCUAUGCAGAGCUGCUCUCCAGACAUGUACAUGCUGUGGUUUUGCUUCUUCUUCCAAGAGAAGAGAGGGAUCAGACCAAUAUGGGUGUGCAGUGUACAGACACCAAAUUUAAAACUUUUAUAAAAUGGGCUGGCUACUUGACAGGAGGCAGAGAUUGAGUUGUACCACUGCAAACUAAGUGAUAUAUCUCAGAAAUGGCAGCAUGUCAAGCUGCACAGACCAUGCACAAUAACACUUCAGGAAGUUAUAGUAUUUAAAGGGACACUAUAGGCACCCAGACCACUUUAUCUGGGAAUAUCUGAGCUUCUGAAGUAUUUUGACCAAAGUAGCGCAGUUGAUAAUUUUUGUUUAAAUAUUACAUUUUAAUUUAUCCCAUUAACAGUGUAAUAAACUAAACCUUGUCAUACAUACUGUGAAAAUACCUAUUCCCACAUUCAAGACAGACUGGGAUUGAGAAUUGUCAGAGUAUUUAUAUCGGCAGACAUUUUGUGCUAUGAUAGAAACUAAAAGUGUAUAUUCUGAGUCACUCUGAACAGACCAGACUCCAUUUUGUUAUUUCAAGUUAACAAAGAGACACAGUAUUUCUAUCUGUAAGCUAACCACUUUCCCAGAGCUGAGGAAUGCAUAGUAUAUACAAGCCAAGUGAUAAGGAAGGGGGUUGGACAGACUGUCUAAUGCUAAAAGAAUAUAAUCAAAUCUAAACCCAGACAAUUGUGACAGAGAAGAUUAAAUAAUUUAAUAUUUAACUGUCUAUAUAUAUAAGGUACCAUUGUAUGGAAAAGGGUAAACUUAGUUCAUGAUCUGUCAUAUCAGAAAUUAUGGCAGGAAUUGCAGACGCUAAGUCUGGACAAAAUUUAAGAAAUCCUUUUGAAAUUUUAAAUUAUGGCGCUAUAAAGAUAACGCAAAAUGACGUCAAAAUAGCCACCAGGAAAAGUUAACUCUUUCCUGGAUAGGUAUGUUUAGUGGGACAAGACUGCCCUCUAUAGACCAAAUACCUAAUUUGCGAUCUGGAAGAUAACCACACCUCUAGUGCUUCUAUUGGGUUAUCAACUGAUGACGUACUGAGAGUCUGGCCCUUUAAAAGUUAAGACAAAGAUAGAGAUACGGGAGGAGGCAGAUGCAGGACAUAUGCAAAGGAGAGGAGAGAGGAAUUGGAAGUUUGGGGGACUCCAACUCGGACAACAUCUGAGACUAACACUCUACUCCUAAAACUCUAACACUUAGAAUUUACUGACUUUCUAACCAAUACCUCCAUGCAGAGAGACUACCAAUCGGAUGAAAUAUCUACUCAACUGGUAAUUAUACUGGUUUCAUUUAAUUAAUUAAAUUAAUUAAAAUGUAUUAAUAGCAUUAUAUAUGACUGGAUAAAGCACGGUCAGAUUUCCAUAUUAAGAAAUCUUAGUUAACUAAAGAAUAUAUAGUUAUAAACAUUCCAUUCUGCAGGUGGAAUUAAGAAUAAUUAUAUAUUGAUGUGAUAUUAUCACGUGUUAGCAUACCGCUGUUUUUAUCCAGGUGUAUUGAUUUGCUCUAAAUUAAGAUAGAUAUCUUUUAGACAAAUUAAAAAUCUGCUUAUAUAAUAUAUUAGACUCUCUUAUUGGAUGGUUUAAGAAAAUGACUAGUGAACUGGUUUAAAUGUUAUUUUAUUUAAAAAUUACAUAAGAAUAGAUCUUAACUACCUAGGAGAUCUAGCCAGCAUUGAAAGGGUUAUUCUAACUGUCGGCUAAACUUUACGACCUUACGCUGCACUCUGAGGAAUUCUGUUCUUCGCUGUGAAAAGUUUCACUUAAGUCUGUGUUAAGGAUACCUCAUAAAUCGUCAGAAUUCUUGACAGAAAAUGCCGUUUAGCCAUUGAAACGUAAUACCCAUUUCUUUGUAUUGCAUAUAAUUCUGUACUGGAUAUUCAUUGAUUAUUGUCAUGCAUGUUACAUAAUAUUAUUUGUUAAUUAUUGGUUAUCAUAAAUAAAAUCUAUUUUUAUACAUUGUGAUAUUAUUAUAUGAAAUACAUUCCACUUAACACGAUAAACGUUCUUUGGGAUCUGAGAAUUGAAUUAGUGGGCAAUUCUCAACUGUUACUAUUAUUAUCCCAUAAAUAUCCCCACAGAAUACAUGGGGUAUGAAGGUCCAAAAAGCUACAUGAUGCAUUUUACACCCAGAUAAACUAACAUGAAGAGAUCACAAUUCGUUGGUGAACAAAGUCCAAAAUGUUAUAGGGAUAUGGAAAUCAAGGGUACAAAACAUAUCACGCCUCUACGUUUGUUUGUGUCUUUUAAAUGUAGAAAAGGUUUUAAAACAAAAAAUACAUUCAGGGUAGUCAUGUUCCCCCCUAUGUUGAGGACACCCAAAUUUACAUAUUUCAUCAUACUUAUAUAUUGAGCUAUUUCAGUUCCAUCAUUUAUUAUCUGUUCUUUUCUUCCUCAGAUUAUCAUGACUCAGAGCUCAGACAGUGAUACACAUAUCUAUCAUGCUUUGCGCACAGUCUCUGGAGCUGCUGCACACUUGGCCACUUUUACAUUUACUGUGUACAUGAUUUGCGUGUCCCAGCCUGGAUCAAGUGAGUAUAACGAUUAAACAAAGGGCAUCAGAGUUAAUUGCAGUGGAAUAUACAAGUUACGAGGGAAGAAGUUUAUAUGAUUAUAUUUAAUAACCAGUUUUAACUUACCUGUCACAAAACUCAUGUCAGUCGUCUUAUUUGUACACCAAUCCUGUGCCAAUUAAUGAUGAUCUGAAUUUGAAUGAAAUUGAUAUUGCUGAAGUGAAAUGGGAACUUUGGAAUGGGCCCAGAUAAUUUGCAAACUGUUGAAAAACAAGAUUUACUCUUAUCAUGGGAUUAUGUGAAGGUAUUUCUAUCCCCAUAGCCAAUGCAGAUUGUUAAAGUGGUGAUGUUGCUUAUAGUGCCCCUUAAACAUUUUAUUGUGUACUAUGAACCUUAUUGCAAUGUUUAGCUAAGUUGUGGAAAAAAUCACAGUGACUAUUUGUCACAGUAUCAUUGUUUUCUAAAAGAUCAGAUGUUGCCCAGAAAACUGAGUGACAGUUCCAUUUUAGUUUACAUUCACAAUAUUUAGAGACUAAAAGACCAAAAAAAAAAGAGAAAAAAUAUGUAUUUCUUUGAAUUAAAACAGUACAUUUUGCUCUCUCCCUUCAUUCUAUAACCAAAGGUCGGGGGUGUUUAAAACAAAAAAAACAUGUAGCCUAAACAGUUGCUGAGAGUUCAAUCCGUGUUAAUGUACAUAAACCCUUUAAGCUGUAAUAUAAAUACAAAUUUGCAUUUAUUUUAUAGUUUCUGGAAAUAUUAAUAUUAAUCACUUGUUGCUUUUUUUUCUUAUUUCCUAGCUCUUUUUUCAUGGCAUCCAUUUCUCAUGACCCUCGCAGUGAGUACAGUGUAAAAGAUUAAAGCUGUUUUGUUUGCUUUAAAUAUUGAUGUAUGCAGGAUUACCAUUCCCUUGCCAUUCACUGUUUAGUUACAAUCCCUUCUGAUUGUGACUGAUAGGAUUUGUAGUCCAUAAAUUACUGGCUGGUCAGAUGACAUCUGUCAGUGAAUAAAUGUAAUUUAAUGCAAUGAGUUAUAUAGAUAACUUAAACAACAGGCAAGUAUUGGGAAGGAGGAACAUGAGAUAGGUGUGUCCCUGCGUGGCUCAUUAACAGAUCAUUUGUGGCUGCACUGUACACAAAGCCGUGCAUUCUACACAGAUCUAAUGCUGCAGAUCUCCGUUGGUGGCAUGAUCAACUGAGAAAACAGGUCCUCAUGCACAGUUCUCAACAUCAGUAAUCUUAACAACUUUUGUACACACAAAAUACACCUUGGUGCUCAGCCACAGAAUGCUCCAAAUUGCCAUGACACUUCCAUUCAUGCAUUUAACAGAACUUCUGGUAGUGACAUGGAACGGUGUCACGCUGGGCAUCAACUCUAGUUAUGGGUAUACAAGCCACAGUACUUUUAGAUAUAUUGGAAAACCUUUAUGAGGGUGAGUCUCAGUGACUAAUAGAUCAUGGCAUCAUUUAAAAACAUGACCCAUAAUUGGUAGGUUUUGCAAGUGUUUGAGUCAUAAUUUAGUAAAAUAUCUGUCUCCACAGUUUUCCUUCCUCAUGACGGAGGCUAUCCUGGUUUUUUCUCCCGACUCCUCUCUAUUACGAUCCUUUUCCCGGAAAGCUAAAGGAAGAGCCCAUUGGACUCUACAACUGUUAGCUGUGUUGUGUGCACUGCUAGGUCUGGGGAUCAUUUAUGCCAACAAAGUUCUGCUCGCAAAGCCUCACUUUUCCACUUGGCACGGACUUUUUGGGGCUCUGACGGUGCUGUGGUCCGUGCUUCAGAGCUUCGGUGGAGUGUCUUUGCUUUACCCUAAGCUGGUGCAACGUUGGACUUUAGCCACUCGCAAACUGUAUCAUGCCACUGCUGGACUUCUGGGCUACCUGCUGGGUUGUUCCAGCCUUUUUCUGGGUAUGUUUUCAAUCUGGUUCACUACCACUGUCACUGGCUUGUCCUGGUACGUUUGUGCCUUGUGUCCCAUUCUUACUGGUUUGGUAGUUAUGAACCAGGUGAGCAAUGCGUACCUGUAUCGUAAGAGGAGCCAGUCUUAAGUGAUAAACGCAAUGUUUAUGGACUGUCCCUCUGUGCCGGAGAUUAUACAUGACUUUUAUUUUCCUAAAUUGGCUUUCCCUUCCAUGUUGAAUCAAAAUUAUGGGUCCCAUUAAGAGGUUUAUUUUACAUCAUGCUGACUUUGGUUUUACAAUAUUCUUCCAUGUGGAGUUAAAAUAAAAAUAUUUUUAUAUUUAAAUUGGAAUUGUAUGAUGAUUGCUGUAUUUCUUUCUUUACUGUGGUUUCUUUAAACGCAUGUUGCUGGUCAGCUCUUCAUUUAAGCCCUUAGUGACUGAGAUUCAUUUUAUAGUAUGUGCUUUCAUGACAUUGGGCUCUUAAGUACUUUUGCCGUGUGUUAGUUCCACUGUAUGUCCCUGC